AUGGGGGAGACGAGGAGCUGGAGCUCUCUGCUGGUGCACAUUCUGGUGAUCGCCCUCUGCCUCACCGCCUUCGGCUUCGCCAUCGCCGCAGAGCGCCGCCGCAGCACGGUACUGAACCUGCCCAAAAGGGUCGAGGGUUCGAUAGUCACAGACAUCAACAACUCCACAUAUUGCACUUAUGACUCCGAUAUUUCUACCGGCUAUGGUGUCGGCGCCUUCCUGUUUCUCCUCUCGGGCCAAUCACUCCUUAUGGGAGUUACAAAGUGCAUGUGCUUUGGCCAACCGCUCGCACCUGGUGGAAGCAGAGCCUGGUCCAUUAUCUACUUUGUUUCUUCAUGGAUCACAUUCAUAAUCGCCGAGUCCUGCCUGAUCGCCGGGGCGACAAAGAACGCGUACCACACCAAGUACAGGCACAUGAUAUACGCAGGGAGCUGGACCUGCGACUCGCUCCGGAAAGGGGUGUUCAUCUCGGGGGCGGUCUUUGUGGUGCUCACCAUGACCCUGAACGUGUACUUCUACAUGUACUACACGAAAUCGACGCGCCAGGCCGCCAAAAAGACCAACAAGGCCACCGCCAAUGUCGGCAUGGCUGGCUACGCAUGA
Messenger RNA from Triticum turgidum subsp. durum (durum wheat), 603 nucleotides. The record is from the annotation of a GenBank genome assembly. Lineage: Eukaryota; Viridiplantae; Streptophyta; Magnoliopsida; Poales; Poaceae.